UGAAGCGUCCUGAUAAUGAAUCAAAGAAUUUCAAAACGAGCAAAGCACUAAGAUCACAAUCGCAGCAGCAGCAGCAUCAGAUGAUUAAUGCAAAAAUGGACUGGACGAAGCCGGACGAGGUAAUGAAAUUGUUCAACUUCAAACUGCGCAAAAACGCGCUCCAGGCGAGGUUCACAGGUACGAGCAUCGGUGAGUCGCAGUCCCAGUCUUUUAAUUCGAGCAGCGAAUUUUCACCAACCAGCCACGUGAUGAGCCUCAGUCAGCCAGUCACGAGGAAGCGAAAGAAUCCUUUUCUCAAGAAUGAUCUGGAAAAGAAGCUCAAAGAGUCGUCCCUCGAUCUCGAUAGUACGGACAGUACCUUUGAACUUUUAAAUUUCCACACCAACAGCAAUUUAAAGAUCGACAAGAACAAGGCCAAUGAGCUGCUGGACACCUGUCUCAAACUCAAAGAGGCCAAAGUUGUUGCAGUUAUGCAUACAGUCCCUGCCUAUGAAGAGCCCAAAGGGAAAAAGUACAUGCCAAUCGAUUGGACACUAAAGAGUAAGUUUAAAAUCAUGUCUCCUAAGCCAUUUGCCUGGAAUGUCAAAUUGAAAGCUAGCGAAGAGGCUUCUGGAACAACAGGCUUUGUCAGGAGGCUGGAUAUUGGAGAAACAGGAACAAAUCUGGACACUAGCCCCAAUGCCAGAUUCCAUCAGUGCUGUUUGGUGUGGCAGCAUCCUUCUAUACCUUGGAUGGAACUCUUUCCAAGAUCUCAGAGCAAAAUGAACGUGGCUACCAGCGACGUUGUGGCUUUGACUCAGCCCAUGAAAGAUGCACUGUUUAAAGACUGGUGCAAUAGUUUUAGAUCGUUGUUUCAUUUAGUGCGAGUGCGCCAGUGUCCUUACUUUUACGCUUGUAAUAAUAAUUUUACGGUACUCUUCAGAGCUGCUGGUAUCUGUGGUAUUUCUGAGGUGCAAGCACUACUAACACCCAGUACAAGAGGAUUGAGAGAAGCAAUUAAUAACGAAGGAAUUAAAUUCUACAUGCCAUUAAAAGCAAAACCAAAAAAGACUACAUCCUCAGAAAUUAACGAGCUCAAUGGUGUCGCAGAGGAUGACGAGGAAAAUGAUAAGUGGCUAAAAAGUGUAGGUAUCGAAGAAUCCGAGAUUCGGAGAAUAACUGUUUCACAGGUGAAAAAUCAACUUGGACGUGAGUGUGAUCUCGACAACAUGCACGAAUCGUUGAUAUUUGUAAAAGGUAUGGAAGUGCAAGCUCUAUUUAACUUUUUAAUUAACUGUAAGACAAUUGUGACAAGCUGUGGACCUUAUUCCUGUGUACCUCCAACUCUUUUGUCACCUGUUGCAUUUCACGGUGCCACGUUAAAGCCGUUGAAAGUGAAAGACAGUGUCGUAAGCAAUGGUACGGAAAAGUUUUAUUCGCUAGAGCUGACGGGGCCCAUUCUUCCUGAAGUUUUACCAACACUAUGUUCACUUAUGAUAAAGGAUCAGGUGGAAAAAUUUUCCGUCAGCUGUGCUCAAUUGAACAACACAAAAGCGUUUACAUUGGCUAAGCAUGGGAUAGAGAUAGAGGAGGAAGAAAAAUUACCACAGAGUGUGUUUGGACUUGAGAAUUUAACUGACUGUGGAUUUAAUAAGCAUAUACUCAGUCAUUUUUGUAAUCCCGACCCAGACAGAAUUCAAAAUUUUGAAAGCCUAACUUGUACUGAUUCAUUGUAUACCUGGUCCUAAAAAGGCUGAUUACACAUAAUUUUUCAACUGUUUAUUGCAAAUAUUAUUUUAAAUGACUGAAAAAAAUGUACUUGAUUACAAAACAUUGUCAAGUCCAUGAAUUUCACACCACUGAUCUUUUAAAAUUAAGUUUUAGCU
Messenger RNA from Copidosoma floridanum, 1865 nucleotides. It is a transcript of the gene hd, whose product is annotated as humpty dumpty. Gene Ontology annotation, cellular component: nucleus. Gene Ontology annotation, biological process: nuclear DNA replication. Lineage: Eukaryota; Metazoa; Arthropoda; Insecta; Hymenoptera; Encyrtidae. The record is from RefSeq and is a predicted model, not a curated record.